This is a messenger RNA of Peniophora sp. CBMAI 1063, 3906 nucleotides long. Lineage: Eukaryota; Fungi; Basidiomycota; Agaricomycetes; Russulales; Peniophoraceae. The record is from the annotation of a GenBank genome assembly.
AUGCUCGACAAGUUCGACCUCGUCGUGCACCGACGAAUAAAGCGGAUCCUGUGCCGCACUCAUGGGCGUUGCUUGGAGCCCAAGGAGAUUUGGGCGCACUUGUCAGCACAGCACAAGGCUAUGAAAGGCUACCUGCCCAAGAAACCCAGUUUCGUUCAGUCUGUGAACGACGUCGUCAAAACCUACGCCAUAGACACGAAGACAAAAUUUCCGCGUCCGCCCAAGCCAUCCGACGUGCCUCUCCAGUUUGAGGGGCUCAAGAUACGAAACAGGGAGGCCGCAUGUUGGCUCAGGAGGAAGCUGUACUGGGGCGAAUCUACGCACUACCUCCCAACAACGGUUCUCGUCGCAGCCGGGAGGACGAACUUGGUUCGAAGUUACUCCUCGCCAAAAGCCUUACGUCAAGAUGCGGUUCAUCGCUCCCGUCUCAAUGGCGAGAGGAUUGAACCGAGGUCAUUCACAACUUGGCUGCGCACGAGCGGAUGGGGCGGUGCCCUCGAUGGUCACGACACGCUCGUAUGCUCGAAAGUACCCAAGCUGCCAUCUCGUGGAGAUGAGUUCUUCAGCUUGCGAUUGUUGAUGCUUCAACUCUUCUCCGAGGCCUAUGACUUGGUCUUGAAGACCCCUGAGUCUGCCCGAUGCUUACUCAUGACCACGGACCCAGCCCAGCCUUGGAGUCACACCCCCAUGAAAAUCUUUCAAGAGUCUAAGACUCUGUCGGUUUAUGUGCAUGAAGCCGUUCGAGUCGUGGUUUCGCUUCUUCGCACCCGCGAUAACAACCGCCUUGAGCCUAGUCAAGUGAAUCGGACAAAAUGGGAUGGGAUCCGGUUUGAACUACCGCCCGAUAUUCUUGAUUUAGUCGAUGAGCUAUAUGAGCUUCUCACUGGGUAUUCGUCAAGCCCUGCCUUGGAUCAGGAGAGUGUGCAAAGGAGCACAGAUGAGGAAGAUGAGGUCCAGGACUCUGGUGAUGAUGAAGAUGGCGGGAGCGAUUAUGGCUACUACCACAGUGACCGAGAGAGCGAGAUCGGGGAGGAUGAGGAGACCGGUGAUGAUUGGGGCAGUGACGAGGAAGACGAUGCAGGCGCCGAUGAAGAGGAUGUCGACAGUGAUUCGGAAGAUGAUGAAACCCCUGAGGAGGAAGACCUAGCAAAUGCAACCUCCAAUCUCGAUAGAGAGAAGGGUGUCCAACUUUGCUAUAAGAUACUGAAGGCAUUAUGGACGCGCCGUUGGUCGAUUUCAAGGACAAACUCCCACCCUGACCCGACAGAAAUGGUGGCAAUACUCCACUCGAUCGACGAGAAAACGGGCAUCUUCGGUGAAGCUCGUAGGUCGACUGGGACCUUCACUCACAUUGUCACCCUUAUGCGGCUCCUGUUCAUCUACGAGGCUCAUAAACUAGCGAAAAGGGAUGAACAACUGGCGCAAGGCGAACCUCGCUUCGAAUUCGGGCAGCGCGUAUUUCAUCACAUCCAGCAGAGGAGGCCCUGGUUCACCGAAACAGUUGAAAGCACUCCGUUUCGCACUGUGCGUCGGCUAGUGCACAUAUCCAGUGGCAUUGCACUGCGCUCGCUGCCUAUUCCUCGCAUCACUUGGGUGAAGGAGGGCCAGUGCAUGCUUUACAAGAACACACGCAUCAAGUUCGACGAUGUAAGGCUCAUGUUGCACAGGAGCCAGGAAGUUCAAGCUGGUCUUCUAAAGGGUCAGCUUCUUUUCGGCAUGGCGCCGCCUCCUUCGGGCAAGCUCACCGAUGAUGUGAAUCAUCAUGACCUCGGCUAUAACUUCGCACGCCCGAGGCUCAAUCACCCUGAGCCUCCGCACAUAUUGGGAGGAGAUAACGAGAACGAGUUCUCCGCUCUCUACGAUCCAGAUAGCCUCAUUCUGAUGCAAGAUGGCAUGUUCGAGGCCGGCGCAUUCGAGGAGUUUUUCGGGGUCGAUGCUGAUGGUGUCCCAAGGCUGAAACGGGAGAAGGCUGGCCAGUUCCUUAUGGCUUAUAAACAGCUGCAGAUGGAAGUCAUGGGGACUGUCCAGAUCACUACUUGCGGGCCGGCAAGGGGCACGGAACUCACUGCGAUGCAGACGAUCGACACUGUCACAGCACCGCGAAGUGUAUAUGUGCAGGGCGAGUACAUGUAUCUACUUCGCAGAUACAGCAAGAUGUCGCACCUCCUCGGCGAUAGCAACCUGACGCAAGCAGUCGAUGAGUGGACAAAACAGUAUUUCCUACUGGAUUUCCGCUUCAUACGGCCUUUAGCUAAGCACCUUGCACGGCUGCUAUAUGCUGAUGACCCACGACGAGAUGAGAUCGUGUAUCUUUAUGACACACAUCUAUUCGUCAACAUCGAUCGCAAGUUCAAGACCAAUGACCUCACUCUUGCGCUCAACCUUAUGUCGAGCCGUGUUCUUGGCCCUUUACACAAGCUUGGAACCAAUGACACACGCCAUUGCAUGGCUGCUUGGAUGCGCUGGCGAAAUCCGGGUUUGAUGGCCAUGAUUGGCAGAGGAAACGAUGCUGCUCUGGCACUGCCGUCCAUUGUGUUGGAAGAUGCAAAAAGGAUGGGACAUGAAGAGAAGAUACAUAGGCAGUAUGGCCCAUCAACUAACGGCAUGAAUGGUGGGAUUGGUGAAGAUGCGACCGUUAUACACCGUUGGAGGGAGAUACAAUGGCAUGGGGAUUUGCAUGUUGUUCCUGGCAACCAAGGUCCAGAGACGACUCUGGGGAUGGCAUUUUAUACGCAGUUCAAGCCAGGUGCCAUAAGUUCCGAGCCAUUGCCUAUGGAACCGUUCGGUUCUCAUUUCACGACUCUCAAUGGACGUGCUAGCAACUUCGGAGAUGCUCUUCAGGAGGCUCUUGGUGUGGCUUUGGAGACCACGAUCGAGCGCACCAUGGAUGCCACUACUCGCCAUAUCGCGGACAACAUUCUCGACCGGAGCAUCGCUCAUCACGUUCAGUCUGUUGCAGAGGAAGCCAGGGAAUCCGCUGUCAGUGAGACUAUGGAACGUGUUGUUGAAACGUCGGAACAGACGAUCGAGCGGAUCAUGUGUACAAUGGUCGAGAGCAAGUUGACUCCCGCAUUGGAGAUCGCCGCUGAGCAGGUCUUUACCCGAAAGGUCCAGCCUUUACUUAAGUCCAUAGCGGACCUCGAUGCGAAGAUGGACCGGAUCCUUGCCUGUCUUGGUGCCAAUGAGGUACCGCCGCCACCGCCGCCGCCACCCUUGCCCGCUCACCCACGCGAGAAUGAGCCCCCUCAGCCUCUACCAUAUACUCGAUCGAAUACAAGUCAGAGUACAAGUUCCAAGCCCUCUGGUAUUGAGCCUCAUGUAGGGAUCUUGAAGCAGACUAUUUCACCUUCGCCAUAUGGUUCGCCUCCAAAGUUGCAGACAGGGCAGCUCCCUCCCAUUCCACCGACCCCUCCAUCAGCACCGGCAUCGGGUCGGUUGCUUUACGCGCCAUCUUCUUACUCUCCUUCUCUGGCCCCACAGACUCUAGCUGCAUUAACACACACCAACGCAGCCAAAUCGACGUUCCUUCCAUCUUUACCACCAACCGCGAUCGCGGACACAUCGCCAGCUUUUGCACCUACCCUCCCCUCGACUUUCACCCUCGCCGUCCAACCUCCUCCCCCAACACCAUCUCUUAUCCGGGCACCGCUACCUAUGCAAGUGACUGGGGACGAACAAAGAACUACAUCUCCCCCUAUACCCAGGAAGCGGCCGGGUAUGAUCGAAGAAGCCCCGACUUCUGCGAAGCGUCCCCGCAACGUCGAAAGUAGAACCGGCGCUACGAACUUCUCCGCAUCACCCCCUGCUACACUCCCUUCUGCUCAACUCCCUACCAUAUCUCUACCCCGUCCACAGUCUACAACUUCGCCAUCACAGUCAUCGUCACAGCAGCGUCAACCUCCCUGA